ACCUUGACAACGAUAAACCGAAAAAUAGGAGAAAGAAAAAUGAAAGCAGUACAAACUGAACUUUGACAAAGAACGGAAGCAAAACAAAGAAAGCGAGGGCGUCGUAAACAACUUUCGAUUUUUUUUCUUGGAAAUGGGCUUCAAGGGCAACUUUCCGCAGAUGGUCCGUGGAACGGGCUUCAAGCUGCGACAAUAUCGAGAUGGUCCCCUGGACUGGAGGCUAAUGGGUUCUUAUGAAACCGAGCGCAUUCUCAGGGAACAGAACUUUGAGCUGGUUGAUAAGGCCCUGACCCACCUCUCGGAGGCUCCGCUAGGCACUGUGCUGGAGACGCACAUCCUUGACAGCGGCAUUGCCAAGUAUUUUGUAAUGUCACAGUAUGCCAUUCAGUAUCUGCUCUGUUGUCGCACCUACCUGGACGAGUGUGUCACGGACUUGAAGGAGGCUCACACGACGGCCCAGCAGGAGAUAGCCACUCUGAGGAAGUCCCUCGGUGAGUCCCACAACGAGGUGGUACAGCUGCACAAACGGAUCACCCAGAUCGAGGCCAUCCGCGAGGUGGUCUAUCCCUGUCACCUCUGUCCCAAGAACUUUAUUAGCAACGAGGCGCUGAAUGUCCACAUCGGUCGGAAGCAUCGCGUUGCUUCGCCUCCAAGUCUUGCCUCCGGUCAGGGAAAAGACAAGGAGAAAGAUAAGGAUAAAGACACCGAUCUGCAUCUGAUCAACACCAUCAAAAUGGAGCUAGAGAUAAAGCAGCUGAAAGAGCGUCUGAAUGCUGCCGAGCGGAACAUCAGGGAGCGGGGAACAGGAUCGAAGCGGGCGAGUCCUCGCCAGGAGCAGCGCUCCAUUGGCAUUCAGAGUAAUCUGGCGGAGGCCAAGGAAAAGGACGAGGGCAGCGGGGAACAGAUGCACGACAGCGAAGCCACAGAGAGAAAGGAGCAGAUGACAGGAUUGGCAGAGCGACUCAAAAAUUUCGAGGAGUGGCAGCAACAGUUAAAGCAAAGCAACGAGAACUUCAUCAAGGACAUCAAUCAGAGGCUGGAAGUAUUGAGUCGAGCGCUUGAGCAGAGCAAACAGGCGUCAGCUAGCACACCGCCACUAGAAGAUCGAGUAGCCACGCCCUGUCUGGAGGAUUUGGAGCGCAUCCUCACCGAAAAGGUGGCGGAGAUUGGCAAGGUCAGUGCUCACAAGCUGGAAGAGGUGGUCUACCACAUGGAAAUGGGAUACAGGGAAAAGCUUGAGGCUCUCGAACGUGAGCUCAAACAGUUGAUUUCACAAACUAAGGAACAGCCUCAUCAUGUCCAGGCUCUGCCAGCUGCAUCAAAAAUACCCAAGCCCGUGACCCGAAAAGAAGAAACCAAUAUGGAUCGCAUCCGUAAGCAAGUGGAGAGCGAGUUCCUCAAGAAGAAAAGAGACGAUGACACCUACUCAAUUGAAGAGGCGCCGCGGGAGAAGACUAUCUCCCAGCUUGUCAGCCAAGUCCAAGUUCAUGCGGUGGAGAAGGAGCAGCCAAGUGCAGGUAGUUCCGGAAGUAAUCCAACCUACACAAAACCGUCCGUCGAGCCGAUUUCCAGCAAAUUGGAAACCAAAGAAGCCACGGACAUAAGCGACAGUCUAAGCCCUGAGGAGGCUGGACAGGAGGAGGAUCAGAGUCUGACGGAGGAAGAGGACACCGAAGCGUCGACGUCCGAGUCAGAGGCACCCAGAAAAGACGACAAAGCUACACCUAGCAGGCCUCCUGAAAGGGCAAUUAAAACGCCGCUAAAACCUCUUACCCGAAAGGAUGCCCGGAAACUGGUCAACCGGAAAUUGAUGCCGCACGGCUUUGAUAUGAAGUCUAAGGGGAUUUCCCACACCUCACUGAAGCGAGUCAAUUCUGAGGUAGCCGAGCAUCGCAACAAGCUGAAAUUGAAAUAUCCUCAUUUCUAUGCCACCCGGAAUCGCAUUCGAAAAUUCGUGGGUAAACUUUGCUCCGCCAAGUUCCCCGAACGUGCCCAGGUGCUUCUCAAGCACAAGACCCCGCUGAAACCCAUCGAGGUACCCAAGAAAAGGAUCCCACAAUCGACCCCAUUGGAGAGGUCGGAGGAGGAUGCAGCUUCCACCCAAAGCGAAGAUCAGGAGGAUGAACUGUCCCAAGGCAGCGAAGAGUCCCAAUCACGUAGUUCUAGUCCUCAGCCUCAGGUUAGUCGGGACUUCAAGGCCCGGCUGGAGGAAAUUUUGGUCAAGCCGGCGGCCACAGUCCGAGGAGGAGCAACUAAGUCUGCUAUAAACUCUCGGCCAGUUCCUCUGCCCAGAAAGCGCGUCAUGUUUAAUACACUGAACAGCGGGAAGAACUUUAAUGACAGCGAUGAUAAUUUAAAAUAA
Messenger RNA from Drosophila serrata, 2362 nucleotides. It is a transcript of the gene DZIP1, whose product is annotated as DAZ interacting zinc finger protein 1. Gene Ontology annotation, biological process: cilium assembly. The record is from RefSeq and is a predicted model, not a curated record. Gene Ontology annotation, cellular component: cytoplasm; ciliary basal body. Lineage: Eukaryota; Metazoa; Arthropoda; Insecta; Diptera; Drosophilidae.